Messenger RNA from Ceraceosorus bombacis, 3349 nucleotides. Lineage: Eukaryota; Fungi; Basidiomycota; Exobasidiomycetes; Ceraceosorales; Ceraceosoraceae. The record is from the annotation of a GenBank genome assembly.
AUGUCUGAUUACGAGAAGGGGGGCGAAGCUCCAUCGGAGGAGUACCAACAACUCAUCCAGUUCAUUCGUGACCAGAAGUCCAGCUCUGGUGACGAAGAGGUCGACGAUGGAUCGCGCGUCGUCAAGAAGCGCUCCCUCCUGACGCCAUGGAAGACGCGCCAGGUUCGCGUUAACAAGGAAGGUGAAGAGGAGGAGGUUGCCGCCAAGGUUCCUCCCUCUUGGUGAGUAUAAUGUGCAGCACGCUUUUGGCCGGGCUUCGCAUCCGGCCUCUCCACCACCGCUCCUAUGCUCACUCGACCCACUCUUUUGAUCACGUUCAGGCUCGAGACUGAUAUGUCUCAAGGUGUAUCGGAGGCCGAAGUCCACAAACGUCGUCAGAUCUUCGGCUUCAAUGAGCUCGAGAGUCCCCACGAAAACUUGUUCCUCAAAUUCCUCGGUUUCUUCAAGGGCCCAGUUCUCUACGGUGAGUACCACUGGCUAGAGUGGGACACGUCGCUCCCCAUUGUCGUCUGCGCUCCGCCAAGAUCCGGCCAGAUUCGAAAGGAUGGCGACGUUUUUCGUGGGGCCGACGGUCAACCACCUGGCGCGCGCGCGGGCGCGCGGGCGCGCGAAAAGAGCACGUGCGCACGGCUUGCUGAAAGACUUGCGGGCUGCUGACGUGCCGCGCGCCUGCGCGCCCCAUGAUUACGCGCCAACGCGGUCCGGACCAAGCAUUUGUUGCUUCUGAAGGAAUUCCGCUUACAUGCUUCGUCCGCUUUGCCCUGUAGUCAUGGAGCUGGCUGUCAUCCUGGCUGCUGGUCUCCGUGAAUGGAUCGACUUUGGUGUCAUCAUCGGUAUUCUUAUGCUCAACGCUUUCGUCGGUUGGUACCAGGAGAAGCAAGCUGGUGACAUCGUCGCUCAACUCAAGGCCGGCAUUGCCCUCAAGACCACCGUCGUUCGCGGCGGUCAGGAGCAUGACAUCGAAGCACGUGACUUGGUUCCCGGUGACAUUGUCGUCGUUGAGGAUGGUAUGACCAUUCCUUGCGACGGUCGUCUUCUUGCCGACUACGAGGACAAAGACUUGAGCGGUGCUAACAAGAUUCGCGAGAAGAUGGAAGCUUCCCGUCGCGCUGGCGCCGGUGAAGGCGAGGACGAUGAAGGUAUCGACAAGGGCCCUGCAAUCAUCGCUUGCGACCAGUCCGCCAUCACCGGAGAGUCUCUCGCUGUCGACAAGCACAUUGGUGACACCGUCUUCUACACCACUGGAUGCAAGCGAGGAAAGGCGUACAUUCUCUGCACUGACAUUGCCAAGCAAACCUUUGUUGGCCGCACCGCUGCUCUCGUUCUCGGUGGCUCUCAGACCAAGGGGCACUUCCAAAUCGUCAUGGACUCCAUCGGUGGUGUUCUUCUCGUCCUCGUCAUCGUCUUCAUCCUGAUGUUCUGGAUCUCGGGCUUCUUCCGUGGUACCGGUAUCGCUACUCCUCGGGACAACAACUUGCUCAUCUACUCGCUCAUUUUCCUGGUCAUUGGUGUCCCCGUUGGUCUUCCUUGUGUUACCACCACCACCAUGGCUGUCGGUGCAGCUUACCUUGCUAGACGCCAAGCAAUCGUUCAGAAGCUCACUGCCAUCGAGUCUCUUGCUGGUGUGGACGUUCUUUGCUCCGACAAGACCGGUACGCUCACGGCCAAUAAGCUGUCCAUCCACGAGCCUUUCACUUCCGAGGGUGUUGACCCCAACUGGAUGAUGGCUGUCGCCGCUCUCGCCUCGUCGCACAACGUCAAGUCUCUUGACCCCAUCGACAAGGUCACGAUCUCGACUCUCCGCGACUACCCUGGUGCCAUCGAGGAGCUCGGCAAGGGCUGGAUCACUCACAAGUUCACUCCUUUCGACCCCGUUUCUAAGCGUAUUACUUCCGAAGUUGAGAAGGACGGUAUUCAAUACACCGCUGCUAAGGGCGCCCCCAACGCCAUCCUCAAGCUCUGUGCACCUGAAAAGGAGACCGCUGACCAGUACCGCAAGGUCGCUGCCGACUUCGCUUCCCGUGGUUUCCGUUCGCUCGGUGUGGCGAUCAAGGAAGGCAACAACAGAUGGCAACUUCUCGGUCUGCUGCCCAUGUUCGACCCCCCUCGCUCCGACACUGCCGCUACUAUCGCCGAGGCUCAAACGCUUGGUGUUUCGGUCAAGAUGCUUACUGGUGACGCCGUCGCAAUUGCAAAGGAGACCUGCAAGAUGCUUGCUCUCGGAACCAAGGUCUACGACUCUCACCGUCUCAUUGGCUCCGGUGGUAUGAGCGGCUCUGCUAUCCACGACUUCGUCGAGGCUGCAGAUGGUUUCGCUGAGGUUUUCCCCGAGCACAAGUACCAAGUCGUGGAGAUGCUGCAGCACCGUGGACACUUGACUGCCAUGACUGGUGAUGGUGUGAACGACGCCCCGUCUCUCAAGAAGGCCGAUUGCGGUAUUGCCGUCGAAGGUGCUUCCGAUGCUGCUCGUUCCGCUGCCGAUGUCGUCUUCCUCGACGAAGGUCUGUCCACCAUCAUCACCUCGAUCAAGGUCGCUCGCCAGAUUUUCCAUCGUAUGAAGGCUUACAUUCAGUACCGUAUCUCGCUCUGCUUGCACCUUGAGAUCUACUUGGUCUUGUCCAUCAUCAUUCUCGACGAGACCAUCCGCGCCGACCUGAUUGUCUUCAUUGCCCUCUUCGCCGAUCUUGCCACCAUCGCUAUCGCCUACGACAAUGCUCCCGCAGCUCGUGCACCUGUCGAGUGGCAGCUUCCUCGUAUUUGGAUCAUCUCGACCAUUCUCGGUAUCUUGCUUGCCAUCUCCACCUGGAUCAUCCGCGGUACCCUGUUCAUCGAGGGAUCCGGCGAGAGCGGCGGCAUCAUCGCCAACUUCGGUAACACGCAAGAAAUUCUCUUCCUCCAGGUCUCUCUUGUCGAGAACUGGCUCAUCUUCGUUACCCGUCUUGGCGGUGGUGAGUCUGACAUCACCCUGCCAUCUUGGCAACUUGUUGGUGCCGUUGCUGGUGUGGACGCCAUCUCGACCAUCUUCUGCUUGUUCGGCUGGCUCUCCGGUGCCCCUAACCGUAACCCCAUCACCGCUCCUCACGGUGGAUGGACCGACAUCGUUACCGUUGUCCGUGUCUGGGCCUACUCCUUCGGUGUCAUGGUCGUCAUUACGCUCGUCUACUUCAUCCUCAACCGAAUCUCUUGGCUCGAGAACCUCGGCAGACGCCAGCGUGCCCACAAGUCUCCUCUCCUCGAGGACUUCAUGAUGUCCUUGCAAAGGCUCACCAUUGUCCACGAGAAGGCGGCCAAGGAGGGCGAGAACGACGUCUACUCCUUCGCUCAACGUCUCGAGAUCGAGGACGAGUAA